UAGGCACAUAGGUACCUAUAUAAGUAUAUAUAAGUUCAUGCGAUUGUUGCCUAAAAUCAGUUGACUGUUACCAUUUUUACUGAAUUGGUCAAAGCAACAUUAAACAUGUUCAAAUGGGUUAUUUAUUUAACCCUUCUGUGUAUAACGGAUUUCGUGGUUUGUAAACCUGACUACAAAUAUCAUGAAGAUGUGAACGGUUGGUUUAAAUUCCAUACAGUUCCAACGACGUGGCAAGAUGCCUUCCUGCAGUGUCAUUAUGAAGGAGCAGUUCUUGCUUCACCGCUCAAUGCAGACUUUGUAUCUGUUAUAUCAGAUAUAAUGAGCGAUGAAGAUGCAUUAGGUAUUUUCAUUGGAUCGAAUGCAUUGUUCUCUGGAGGGGACUACAUUUCUGUCGAAGGAGUACCGUUAUCCGACAUGCCGGUGACAUGGGAGAGACGCUUUGAUAAGCAGAAACCUGGCAAUUGUUUAUCUUAUUAUUAUGAAAAAGUUAGUCCUGUAAGUUGUACAACAUAUCUGCCGUACCUUUGCUUCAGGAACAAAGACAGAUUUGCAAGACUUAAUGGAUGCGGCACUUUUGACCCUAAGUACCGCCUCAGUAUGACACCAGGGAAUGAGAGAUGUUACAAGUUCCACAGCGAGUUCAGGACAUGGAGCGAGGCGCACAGAAUAUGCCUGGCCGAAGGUGGCCACCUGGCCAUCAUUAACGACCAGGUUGAAGCCACCACCAUCAGGGAUAUGAUUCCAACAGAGUGGAGUGGGGUGGAGUGGUUUAUUGGGUUACGAAAGUGGAAUCAGGAUACAUGGCUAACUAUUCACGGACAAACAUUGGAGAAGUUAUACCACAACUGGAAUGCUGAAUAUAAGAGCAAAACACAGACAUCGUAUGGUAUUUUCUUAACAGAUGGAAGUAUAGGCGAGUACGAAGACACUUCGGAUGGCUUACCAUUCAUUUGCGAGAAGGAUCCUUACACUUCCCGCUUUCAAAUGGUACCUGAAUAAUAUUUGAAGAUGAAGACAAUUGAUUAAAGAUAUAUUAA
Messenger RNA from Helicoverpa armigera (cotton bollworm), 1037 nucleotides. RefSeq names its product lymphocyte antigen 75. The transcript has 6 exons. Gene Ontology annotation, molecular function: signaling receptor activity. Bases 106 to 999 code for a protein of 297 amino acids. The record is from RefSeq and is a predicted model, not a curated record. Lineage: Eukaryota; Metazoa; Arthropoda; Insecta; Lepidoptera; Noctuidae.